AACACUCUUAUCUUCCACCUUCAAAUGCCGCUCUUUCACCUGAGACUGUCUGCUCCACAAUCAACCCUUGAUCAUGUUCCGCUGUUUGGUUAUGCGGUGGAAGCCGCUCAUUUUUCACAGAACACAGAGCAUUUGAAUUAUCCUUUAUGUGUUCUGAGGAAUUGCUCCCCGUUGUUUGCCUCUAUCAGUUCUUCGCCGCAACUCCAGCACGUUGGAGACAUGCGAAUCAGUGUUGGCAUGGAUGAGAAAUGUGAUAUUGCCAACCUCAGCCAUUCAAUAGUUAGCAGAAAGUCACGAGAGCAACAAAAUGUAAGAAAGGAGGUUCAAUUAAGUGGUCAGAGCAACUCUACAGUAUGUUUUAACAACGUAGAUUAUAAGGAAAGAGAAAGACGAAAGAAGAUAGGACUAGCCAACAAAGGAAAAGUGCCAUGGAACAAAGGCAGGAAACAUAGUGCAGAGACUUGUGAGCGCAUCAAGCAACAAACAAUAGAAGCCUUAAAAGACCCCAAGGUUAGAAAGAAGAUGUCCCAGCGCCCGCGUUCUCAUAGUGUGGAGUCCAAGGCAAAAAUGAGUUAUUCACUUAGACGUCUUUGGGGACAGCGUUUAAAAUGGAAACGGUCAAGAGAGAAUAUAUUUCUGUCAUGGGUAGAAAGCAUAGCAGAGGCGGCUAAGACCGGUGGGAUCGAGCAAGAAGAGCUUAGUUGGGAUAGCUAUGAGAAUAUACGGGAAGAAUUAUAUCUCCAACAGCUUCAGCAGGCUGCCAAAAAGAAAAAGGCUGCUGCCGAAAAGAAAAAGGCAAAGGAAAGGGCAAAGAUGAGAGCAAAAGAAGCUGCAGCACGAGCUAAAAAGAUAGAGAAGGUGCGACUUGCUGUUGAGAGGAAAGCAAAUGAAGAGUUAACAUCUCUAAAAGGGCUGAAAGCUAAGCAGAGAUCAACAAAGAUUGACAUCAAGACGUCCACAAAUGAUCUGGUUGCUAGUCGAAAGGACAUAGUUACAUCGCAAUUCAAUAUCUCUGCUUUAGAGAAAUUGGAUGUAGAGCUUAUAAAGAAAGAAAAAUUGCGUGCAGAAGUUUCUUUCGCAGACCAGAUAAGAGCUGCCAAAAACAGAAAAAUGGAACAAGCUAUGGCAGCUCCAUCUACAGUGGUAGUAAACAAGAAACCAGCAAUGCAUACACUUCUGCAGUCUCAUGAGUAGCUUAUUACCAUCAAAUAAGGUAAAUGGUGAU
Messenger RNA from Argentina anserina (silverweed cinquefoil), 1225 nucleotides. RefSeq lists its product as uncharacterized. Gene Ontology annotation, molecular function: DNA binding. Lineage: Eukaryota; Viridiplantae; Streptophyta; Magnoliopsida; Rosales; Rosaceae. The record is from RefSeq and is a predicted model, not a curated record. Bases 25 to 1194 code for a protein of 389 amino acids. The transcript is spliced from 6 exons.